CCUAGCAGGUCGUUGCGGCGUUGCCAUGGUAAUGACAAACACUUGGUUGAUAGCUUUUGAUUUGGGGAUUUCAGCGCUCAGCUGCGACGAUGAAGCUCCGAGACUCGGGAGGAAACCAUGUAACCCCCCCACACCUCGCAGAAGCAAAGACGAUAAAAACACUGGAGGAUGAAGAUCAUGCUGGGAACACGAUUCUCAGGGCAGAGCCCCCACAGCAGCUGAGGUCUGCUGCAGCUCACCCCCCCGAUGGGGUCAGACGCUCUGCAGGAAACCCCUGUUUGGUCUCCAGCCUCCAGUUCAAUGAGGACGGGAUGAUUGAGCCACACAGAAUUCUUGGCAGCUUGGAGGAUUUCAGAAAAUAUCUGGAGAACAAAGGGGAGACUCAGCUGCUGAAGCGAAUACCCGAGUCCUCCUUGGAUUGUUCUUCUGAAAGUGCAGGGGAACAGCACUCCAGUGCCCAUGGGUUGGGCCACAGGAACAUCCAGGGCGCGGUCCCCUGGAACAAACAAAUGAGGUCCCAAAAGCAGAGCGCCUUAUCUGGAGUUUCUUCUGCAACAUCUCCACGUCAUCAUUACAACUGCCAGGAAGCAGCAAAGCCAAUUCCAAAGCAGAGACACGUGGGAGCUGGAGUACAGGUCUUGUUUGAGACGCUGACUGGGGAACCAGCUUGGUCUGUCUUGAAUCUUCAUAAUGGAGGCUGCACAGUCAUCUCUUAUUGCUGGCAGAGACUCUCAAAGCGAUGGAGCUUCCAACAGCUGCACUCCCAGGAUGAGAAAAGUCAUUUCUACUUUAAUUCCUCCAGUGGUGUGAUCUGUCCUAGUGAAGAUGUGCGAGUAGAGGUUAUCUUCAUGUCAGAGAAGCCGGGCAUACAAACUGAACACUGGCAGCUAAACACUACUGGAGUCUCCCUGCAAGUGUCAUUGAUUGGAGUAUGUUUGCAACGUGAUCCAACAACAGAGUUGCGGCUUCACCUGAGAGCUAAGCUUGAUAAGAAAGCAGUGAGGGAAACCUGUCAGCUGAUUUUAAGUCAGACACUGGAGAAAAUCUACACCCCAAGAAGACCAAGCAGCCCUCCAUAUCUUCUGGACUUAGAUGAGGAAAAUUUGGGAAGCACAAAGGGAGAAGCAGAGUCAUUAGAAGGACUGAAGAUAAUGUGGAAAGAAGUUAAUGGAAGAGAUGAGUGGGAUCUUUCUGUGGACACCCUCCGACAGUGUGUGAUGUCUCUGCCUGAUGUUGAACUUGUCCGGGGAUCUUCCAUUAGAGAAGAGAGACUCACUGAACUCAACAAAAUACUGCUACAGGGUUCAGAACCAUCAGAGCUGAAACUCCUCCGUCUGACAGCAGUCACUGCAGGGCGACAACUCUGGAGGAAUUUGCUGGAGACCAUGGCUGUGGAGGCGGACAGAAUUCAAGACCUGCUGGGUCUUCCAGAGAACCAAAGGUGGGGCCAUGAGGAGAGAUAUCGAACAGGAGAGGUAACCAACAAACAAAAAAACAGGAACAGGGAGAAGGGGGUUGCUGGAGAGACGAGGAGCAGGUAUACAACUGACAGCAAAGGGGUGUCUGGCCCACCCUUAACAGGUGACCUGCAGGAGAAGGGAGGAAAGAACAGUCCAGAGGGACAGUUAGAAGGCUCAUCCCUCCCCUUCAGAAACCCUUCAGCACAGAGUUUCAGGAGGAUGUUUCUGAGAAAGGUUGUGGAGACAUUGGUGAGGAUGACAGCUGGUGGCUGCAGGUGAGAAGCUGACAAGAGAUAGGAAUACAGGUUCGAGGUCGUGG
This is a messenger RNA of Oryzias latipes (Japanese medaka), 1779 nucleotides long. Lineage: Eukaryota; Metazoa; Chordata; Actinopteri; Beloniformes; Adrianichthyidae. The record is from RefSeq and is a predicted model, not a curated record.